CCUCUUCGCUGCCUGUCAUGCUUCCAUCCGGGUUGUUCUCACUGGCCGUCUAUCUCGGCCUGGUCUCCGCCACUGCUACGGGGGUUUUGGAGCUCCCUGCGGAGCUAUACUCGCCUCUGAUUGCUCAAAAGGUGCUCAAGACUGCACAGUCCUUCCCCAACCCGGCUAAGUACCCGCAAUACACCGACCGAGUCGCAGGGGACUGGAUAUGGUUCCCGCCUGAUGUGUGGACGACGGGCUUCUUCCCUGCAACUCUAUACGCGAUGCACGAGCGCGCCAAUCUCUGCCUUGCCAACGCCGGUGACGCCACCCAAUGGCUCAACCUCGGACGCACGUGGGCAACUCCGGAAAUUCCUCUUGAGGUCAACACGAGUGUCGGACAUGAUGUCGGGUUCCUUAGCUUUCCCUUCUUGGACGAGCUGACAGUGAACCCAAAGAAUGAGACGGCUAUCCAGGCGGUGAAUGCGUUCGCGAAUCACCUUGCCGCGCGGUUCAAUCCUAUCGUGGGUUGUACCCGUAGCUGGGACUCCGCAGACCCCACCGAUUUCCAGGUGAUCAUUGACAACAUGAUGAAUCUUGAGGUCCUAUUUGCGUCCGAGAAGCUAACGGGCAACCACACCCUGCGAGACAUCGCCAUCUCGCAUGCAGAUAAGACCAUGGUAAAUCACAUUCGCCCAGAUGGCGGUUCUUUCCACGUCGUGGAAUACAAUUCUACCACUGGCGCUGUCAUUUCUCGUCAUACGUCUCAGGGCUACGCUGAUAAUAGCACAUGGAGUCGAGGAGAGUCAUGGGGCAUCUACGGCUUCACGAACAUGUACAAGCAUACUAAGAAAUACGACUACCUCGAGACGGCCCGUCGCACAGCCAAGUACUUCAUAACGAAUAUCCCGGACGAUGGUGUCGUCCCGUGGGACUUCAACGCGCCGCUCGUCCCACCUCGGCCGGCAGACUCGUCCGCUGCUAUGAUCGCAGCGAACGGUCUCUUCUUACUCGCCGACCAAGAACUCUCCGUCCUGAAUGUCACUGGCGCCGCGUACUACACGAACGUUGCCAUCAAAAUCAUUCGUGACAAUACCCAGCUGGCGUGGGCGCCCUCGUGGCAAAGCCUGCUCUCGAAUGGCACUGUGAACAACCCGCAACAUAAUAAUUUGACUGGUAUCGUAUACGGCGAUUACUACUUCAUCAAAGCCGGGAAUGCGCUCCUUUCGCGUGGUCUCGCGCACUGCUAGCCCGGCAAAAUAUGGAAUGACUUUGCCCUACACUUUGUCGAACUGACGAUACCUAUUGUAGAGUACGCCACCCACUUACCGUUACGAUAUAUACCCUUCAG
Messenger RNA from Dichomitus squalens LYAD-421 SS1, 1330 nucleotides. RefSeq names its product glycoside hydrolase family 88 protein. The record is from RefSeq and is a predicted model, not a curated record. The transcript is spliced from 9 exons. NCBI's taxonomy places the organism in Eukaryota, Fungi, Basidiomycota, Agaricomycetes, Polyporales, Polyporaceae. Gene Ontology annotation, molecular function: chondroitin hydrolase activity. Bases 18 to 1229 code for a protein of 403 amino acids. Gene Ontology annotation, biological process: polysaccharide catabolic process.